Protopolystoma xenopodis is the source of this 374-nucleotide messenger RNA. NCBI's taxonomy places the organism in Eukaryota, Metazoa, Platyhelminthes, Monogenea, Polystomatidea, Polystomatidae. The record is from the annotation of a GenBank genome assembly.
GCUGUAAUCCAAAAGUUAAAAACAACAAGGCUGAGCUUCCUCGCAUCAUCGCAGCCGAACUUGGUCACAGUGAUUGUGUGAAGGAGCUGAGACGCGCUGAGCGUCAAUACGGCAAAAAAGUCAAGCAGGCUGAUCCACCUUUGCUGCACCUCUACGACUGGACCCAGGUCCAUUUAGCUGAACUGACAAAUCGCUUCUCAGGGCUAGCCGUCCGGCUCGCUGAAGAGGCGGCAAUUGAAGCAGAGUCUCUGGAGUUGACAUCACUCAAUCAGGUCAGUGACUUGACAUUGCAGGAAGCCGAGCAACCUACAGCAGAUGCAUCUGAAGCUAGGCGCAGUCGAGAGUCUAGCACCAACGUCAGUCUAGUGCGAUCG